UCCUGGCUCGGCGGCGCUCGGGCCUGAGGGGAGAAAACCGCGGCGGAGGGCGCUGGGGGCGGCGGCCGAGGUGUAGGAGGGUACGCCUGGGGGGGCGACGGGGACUCGGCGCGCCCCCGGAGGCGAACUCUGCGCCUCCGCCUCCGGAGAGAUGAACACGGCCGACAAGGCCCGGCUGGGGCCCGCGGCCGACGGGCCUGUGCCGCCCGGCGAGGAGGAAGGCGAAGGGGGCGGGAAGGAGCCGGCGGCGGACGCAGCCCCCGGGCCCAGCGCCGCGUUCCGCCUCAUGGUCACUCGGCGGGAGCCGGCUGUGAAGCUGCAGUAUGCGGUGAGCGGCCUGGAGCCGCUGGCCUGGUCGGAGGACCACCGCGUGUCGGUGUCCACGGCCCGCAGCAUCGCUGUUCUGGAGCUCAUCUGCGACGUGCACAACCCGGGCCAGGACCUGGUGAUCCACCGCACCUCGGUCCCCGCCCCGCUCAACAGCUGCCUCCUGAAAGUUGGCUCAAAAACAGAAGUUGCAGAGUGCAAGGAGAAAUUUGCCGCCUCUAAAGACCCCACCAUCAGCCAGACUUUCAUGCUGGACAGGGUGUUUAACCCGGAGGGGAAGGCCCUGCCCGCGAUGCGAGGGUUCAAGUACACUAGCUGGUCUCCCAUGGGUUGUGAUGCGAAUGGCAGGUGCCUCUUGGCCGCUCUGACCAUGGACAAUCGCCUGACUGUCCAGGCGAACCUCAACAGACUCCAGUGGGUCCAGCUGGUGGAUCUGACUGAGAUUUAUGGAGAGCGUUUGUAUGAAACCAGUUAUAGGCUCUCUAAAAAUGAGGCCCCAGGGGGGAAUCUUGGGGACUUUGCUGAGUUUCAGAGGAGACACAGCAUGCAGACCCCAGUCAGGAUGGAGUGGUCGGGCAUCUGCACCACUCAGCAGGUCAAGCACAACAAUGAGUGCCGGGAUGUUGGCAGUGUGCUCCUGGCGGUCCUUUUUGAAAAUGGCAAUAUUGCCGUGUGGCAGUUUCAGCUGCCGUUUGUAGGAAAGGAGUCCAUCUCUUCAUGCAACACAAUUGAGUCAGGAAUCAGCUCGCCUAGUGUUUUGUUUUGGUGGGAGUAUGAGCACAACAAUCGGAAGAUGAGCGGCCUUAUUGUAGGGAGUGCUUUUGGGCCCGUGAAGAUUCUCCCUGUGAACCUCAAGGCAGUCAAAGGCUACUUCACGCUGAGGCAGCCUGUUGUCUUGUGGAAAGAAAUGGACCAGUUGCCUGUGCACAGCAUCAAAUGUGUGCCACUUUAUCACCCUUACCAGAAGUGCAGCUGCAGCUUGGUGGUAGCCGCCAGGGGCUCCUAUGUGUUCUGGUGUCUUCUCCUCAUCUCCAAGGCGGGCCUGAAUGUUCACAAUUCCCAUGUCACAGGCCUUCACUCGCUCCCCAUUGUCUCCAUGACUGCAGACAAACAGAAUGGGACAGUGUACACUUGUUCCAGUGACGGGAAGGUGAGGCAGCUGAUUCCUAUUUUCACGGAUGUGGCAUUAAAGUUUGAACACCAGCUGAUUAAGCUCUCAGAUGUGUUUGGCUCAGUGAGGACUCACGGGAUCGCAGUGAGCCCCUGCGGUGCAUAUCUGGCCAUCAUCACCACCGAGGGAAUGGUCAACGGCCUCCAUCCUGUUAACAAAAACUACCAGGUCCAAUUUGUCACUCUCAAAACUUUUGAGGAAGCAGCUGCUCAGCUCCUGGAAUCUUCCGUUCAAAAUCUCUUUAAGCAGGUAGAUUUAAUAGACCUAGUUCGCUGGAAGAUUUUAAAAGAUAAACACAUUCCUCAGUUUUUACAUGAAGCUUUGGAAAAGAAAAUCGAAAGCAGUGGGGUCACCUAUUUUUGGCGCUUCAAGCUUUUCCUCCUGAGGAUUUUGUACCAGUCAAUGCAAAAAACUCCAUCGGAAGUCUUGUGGAAGCCCACCCAUGAGGACUCAAAAAUCCUGCUAGUUGACUCGCCUGGGACGGGCAAUGCUGAGGAUGAACAGCAGGAAGAGGGCACUUCCUCCAGACAGGUGAGCAAGCAGGAAAGGAGCAAAGACGGUGACACAGAAGACCCAGUGGAUGACUCGCUGCCCCCCUCAGGAGACUCGGGGGGCCGGGAGCCAAUGGAGGAGAAGCUCCUGGAGAUCCAAGGGAAGAUCGAGGCCGUGGAGAUGCACCUGACGAGGGAGCACAUGAAGCGCGUCCUCGGGGAAGUGUACCUGCACACCUGGAUCACAGAGAACACCAGCAUCCCCACCCGAGGGCUCUGCAACUUCCUGAUGUCUGAUGAUGAGUACGAUGACAGAACAGCACGGGUGCUGAUUGGACAUAUCUCCAAGAAGAUGAACAAGCAGACUUUCCCUGAGCACUGCAGUUUGUGUAAGGAGAUCUUGCCAUUCACAGAUCGCAAGCAAGCUGUCUGCUCCAACGGGCACAUUUGGCUCCGGUGCUUUCUAACCUACCAGUCCUGCCAGAGCUUGAUAUACAGAAGGUGUUUGCUUCAUGACAGCAUUGCCCGGCACCCGGCUCCAGAAGAUCCUGACUGGAUUAAGAGGCUGCUGCAAAGCCCUUGCCCUUUCUGUGACUCUCCUGUCUUCUGAGUGUCUGUGGUGGAAGAGGGAAGGGCAUGAGCUUGCUGUGGAGAACCCUGCAGCCUGAGGAGCAGGCCCCAGAGGAAGCCUGCCGUCGCCUGGGAGAGACGCUCUUGUGAACGUGAGGAGGGCCCCCCAGAGCUCAGUGCUCAAGUACCCGUGCCGUCUCCAGGGACUAAAGGAUAUCUUUUUCAAUGACCGGAUGCAGAGGGUUGGAGUCGUUUUGAGAUGAACCUUAGCCCCAGCCCCUUACCCAGUGAAGAACACUUAUUUUUCAAGUGUCUUGACGGAAACAGUUUGAACAAAAGGAAUGUCCUAUCAUUUCUAGGAACAUAAUGGUCUCUUCUAGGGAGUUUGUAUAAGGUUCAAUCCUUGCUUUGGUCUGGGACUGCCUUGUGGCUCCAGAGAGCUGACAUUACUUGGCACGUGGUGUUCCUUGUACCAGCAGAUACUCAAAGUGUCUCAAACCAUGCGUGUGCUGAUGCUUUGCUCUCAGUAAAUAGCUACAGAUCUGUAUCUCAUUGGCUCUUGUUUUUCAUGCAUAUAGAAAAUGUUUUCCUGAAACUCUUUAUAUUUUUAAGAAGUUGAAGCCAAGGCUAAAGUCAGUUUUAAAGUAUCAGAUGGUCAGAUGACCAUUGGAAGUUAAUGACUGUGACUUAUUUUUCUCUCCUGUGUCAUCAGAUUUCCUGAUUCAGCUCCUAAAUGUAUAAAGAUGUCCAGUGCUGCAGUUCACCCUGUCAUGGCCCUGCUUCAGACUUAACUGUGGUAACCUAGAUAUUUUGUGUAUAGAAGAAAAAAUGUUUUCCUUUUAGUAUGAAAUUGAAAUUUGAGUAUUUUUAAUGUCACAUUUUCAGGCGUCUCACUGAGUGUCCGGGAGAGUUUGCCAGGGACUUUGGAGAGAGAUGGGAAGCUAGGCAGUAGUGCCCUCGAGCCUGGUGCUAUCGGUGUGUAUGGCUCAGGUGAACAGAGCCUGGCGACUUCUUGCCUCUGUGGAGGGCCUUCAUAUUUGCCACAUAGGUCUUUUUCUGUGGGCUAUGAAGGGGAGACAUCAGACACCAGUUUUAGAUUAGUCCCUCUUAAAACCUAAAGUAAGACAUUCUGGAAUUAGUGCUCUUGGGUGUGUGUCCUAGGGACUGGUGCUAGUUGACUGAACCGUAACGUACACCUUUUGAAAUGGUAUGUAUUUCAGGAAGGUUGGAUGGGAAAUACAAAAUAUGAAAUUUUGUACUCUGCUGGGCUCAAACUCACAGCAGUCCUCCUGUCUCAGCCUCCCUAGUACUGGGAUCACAGGUGUGCGCCACCACACCUAGCUCAUACUCAGUUUUCACGCUGUCUUUUUUGCCUUUAUUCUGACAUGAUUUCCUGCUCUUACUUCGUAUCCGUAGUGAAAGACAUUUAGCCCUCAUUUCAGACAUAACGUCUUGCUGUUUGGAGACCAGUGUAAGAGAGACACGUGGGCCACAGGCCACUGUCCACACCACACUGCUGCUCCCCCACUGUUGCCGUGUCCUGGAGUUGAGCCCACAAAGCUGCUUCCAAACACUGCUCUGCAAUGUCUUCUUCCUGACCAAAUUGUUCUUUUAUCUCCUGUCUUUAUGUAUUUGUUGGAGUCCUUUGCUUGUUUUCCUCAUGGUGGUAGUAAUUUCAAAAAAGUGUUUAUCUAGACUUUAUGGGUCAGCAUGGUAAAUUGAUUUCAAGAAAUGGAACCAAGCAGCAUUGAAAUCAUGAGUGACACAGUUGAGAACCUUGUGUAGGUGAAGGCAUUGUGCCUGCAGCGUUUGCACUUUACAAUAAAUAUGACAAUAGAAAUUGAGAUGUCAAGCACCUGUUGCAUUUUUUUUUGGUAUCGGGGAUCGAACUCGGAUCCUUGGGCUUGCGCAGCAGGCCACAAAACCACUGAGCUAAAUCCCCGGCCUACCUGUUGCAUUUUUAAUAAUCAUGGGAUGCUUAAUUUCACUGGCUUCUUUGUUCCAAAUCAGAGUCUGUAGGAGUUUGUUCUUACUGCCAUUUAAAACUUACGUUACAUUUUCAUGUAAAGCAGUUGUGCAUUUUUUAGAAAAUUCAGCUAUUAAGAGUAACCAGAAAGGAUCUCUGAGCUUACGUUGUGUCUGUGAGAGUGAAGGUGGCAGCUGUUUUAGUGGAACUUAGGGUUAGAGAAAUCCCAGCAGGGGCCGGCCCUGGGGGAGUUCUCGGGACUCUGAAAUCCAGCCUCAGCCUCCAGCACCCUUUUCCCACCCAGGAGGCUCAUCCAGAGGUGCGCCAGCGAGAGGAGAGUUUUGGCGAACGGCAGCUUUACAAACACCGUGCUUCUGAAUUUUUCGGAGGGUCAGCGUACCCAACCUUCCCGUUGAUCAGUGCGACUUGGAAAAGUGCCAGUGACUCUGGGAUCUUCUCAUUGCCUCUUCCAGCUGAAACUCAGCAUACCCUAGGCCUUCCCAGCUUUUACCUGGCUGGUGGAUUUCAAGUUGAUUUCAGCUGUGACUGUAAUGUCUGUUUCAGGAACGGGGGAAAUACCAGAAGUGAUAUGGCAUUUAAAGUGUGGGAACAAAGAUUCCACACGGUUAGACCUUUCAGGCUACAACAUUGUUGCCUUUUGAAGUCUGAUAUCCUGUGUGUGCCACAUUUUCUCUGCCUGGGGUUAAUUUGUUCCCAUUAUUCUAGAUAAGGAAUUGAUAGCUUGUUAUGCUUGAUAUUCAUGCUGAAAUCCUCAUGUGUCCACCACCCAGACUUCAAGCAGUCUCUACCUACUAUUAUAUCUGCCAAAACUACCAAUUAUUUUUCAGUGUCAGGAGUUAUUAGGACCACUGGCAAAGCUCGUGGUUGAAUGUGACAUUUUUCUGCUUCUUCCUCUUAAGUUUUGAGAGUAUUUAUGUUGCAGUAUGUAUGUCGGACCUAUUGGCAAGUUUUAACGGGUUGAAAGAAUGUUAAAAGAUUAUGAUCAAGUAUUAAAAUAUAUCUGGUUUUAAUUACAGUGGUGUCAAAUAAGACGAAAAAGAGAUCAGUGCUUACUGGUGCUUGUUAAGAGGGAUGCAGUGCUGGUUUUGUGAGUGCCUGCUCGCCUGGCAGCCACAGAGCCACUCUGGGCUGCAUGAGUUGCUGCAGGUGGAGCCCAAGUCCUGUCACUGCCCAUCCCCGCAGGGUCCCUGCCGCAGGAUCUGCCCGCCUUUUUUUCCCAUCUUGCCAUUUCCAUUGCUUUAGUUCCCUCGGCUUGAGGAUGUGUUCAGAGCUAACAUUCCUCCUUUGAAAGAAGAAUGGAUAAGUGCUAACAUUUCUAAAUGCUGCCUAUGGCCAUGCCAUCCUGAACAUGCCUGAUCUCCUCCAAAGGCUAGGUCACAGAGGGGGUGUGCCUUCCUAGAAGAAACUGCUGACCAUGACUGUUGUUUCUCAGGCCGACAGUGUUGGUUGUUAAUAGGCCAGUGGGCUGUUUCUGGCUUCCUUUAGAGCUUUCAGUGAUAAUUUCCUGUCAGCGUGCAGUGACUGGCCUGAUGGGUGGUGGAGUUUAGCCUGCUCCCACCCAUCACCCCGCCCCUGGCAGUGUCGUUCUUCACAAGCAAAGUUGCGGUUAGAGCUCAGGCUGAUACUCAGAAUUGGCACAGGCAGCAGCACGCCAGACAGAGCAACAGACCUCUUUAUGACGAACGGUGCACUGUCUUGAGGCUCUGCAACUCUCGGCCCUCGCUAUCCAGGUUGUCAGGUGUAAAAGACGCCUCUGAAGAGUCUGUUUCUGUUUAGUUCUUGGCACAAGGAUCAGUGACGCCCUUGAGCAGGUUGUCGAUGUCUCCAGGCUCUCAUGGGAAUGAGGCUGAACUACUCUUGCUUGGAGCCAAGAAGUUUCUGAAGUUAACACCUGCUUUAUGUCUGCUAACGUUGUGUCUAACUGCAGAGCGUGUGAAAUGUAUCCAUACAUGGAAGGAGCAGGCUGCCCUGCAAGAAUGCAGUGUCACUCAUCUCCAGACCUGUGGCAUCUCCAGGCCCUGAAGCAGCACUUUUUCCUGCACUGUGACCUUGCCCCACAGCACAGGUGGAAAUCAUUAUAAGGGUGUGGGCUUCUGCCUGCUUAUAGUUUUUAAGUGGUGAUGUUUCCUGAAGACUUGCUAUGAAAAUCAGUAAAUUUAUCAGAGGAAUAGCUCCAUAGGGAAGCCCUGUAAAGGUUCUUUUGGUGUGUGAAUGUUUUCCCCGGCCUCAUGGUGGGGUGCCACCUGUAGCUGGCUCCCAUACUUUGUUCUCUGGACUCAGCCACCUCUGAAAAAGCCCCACCUAUGACCACAUGAGGCUUUGGGAGCCGUCUAGACACAGCCAUAACAGGGUCCCAGUCAGUUUGUUCCGAACAGUGUACAUAGUUUACCGCCAGGGUCUAUCCCUAUUCAUUCUGGGCUUGGGAAGAAUGAAGGGAAGAAUCAUAAUGGUACAGGCUGCCUAGCUGAGACACUGUAACGGGUGGUAGAAUCCGGUCUCAGAGUCUGUUAUAAAUCUCAUGUUUAUCUUUAAAAGUUCCUUACCUUGCUGUCAUCAAAUCCUGUUACUUUCAUAAAGAAAAGAUCCUGUAAAAUACUCACAUUGGAGACAUUUUGAAUUUGAUCAGUUUACAUUUGGCUAACAGACGGUAAGGGUUAGGGUGUGUGCUCAUUUGCACGCUCUCUCGCUCUCUCUCUCUCUCUCUCUGGUACUAAUGAAAAAUUAAAUGCAAAAUGUCCUAUGAAUUAUGUCUUUUUCAAGGCUUUGGCUCAGAUCUGUACUUUGAUAUAUGAAAUGAAAGUGAGAUCAAACUUGUUUAUACAGAAUAAGACUAGAAAAACAAGUCUGUGUUGUGUAUAGUGAUACAUAUUUUAUGUUUACCCAGUGCCUGUGCUAAACUUUGUGCUUGGCUUUGAAUUAUAUGUAUGUUUACACCUGACAUUUUUUGAAAUAAAAAGAAAAACUUAAGGGUAUGGAGAGGAGUUUUUUUUUUUCAAUUUUUACCAUCUAAUUUGGCAGUAUGUUUAAAACUUUUAGUGUUUAAAUUAAAAAGUUUAAUAAUAAUAAGAUAUUUUGCUUGAAACAGUGCCCAUUCCAGAAAAAGUGCUUGCUUCUCUCGCUGUGUGUUCGUAGCCAGUGCUUGUUAUUAGAGUGGAAGCUCCUUGGGCUGGGAACGGCUCCACCUUCAUCAUCCUGCAGCGCUUAACAGGCAGUGCCUCUUGCAGGGCAGGUGCCAGUGAUAUGCAGAGUGAGCAGCAUCCUGCCCCCUGCCAAGUGUGAUGGACACCGCGAGGCACCCAUAUGGGAGGAGCCAGGUUCUGCCUUCAGUCAGCCUGGGUUUCUGGGGUUGAACCAGAUAGUGCCAUGUCCUCAGUACUCUUUAACCUCCUUUUCCUGAAGAUAAAUAUGUCAGGCCUGAGCCUGUGUGCAUGCGUCGUGCGUCCAUCUGUGUGCGUGCCUGUGUGUGAGUGUAGUACAGGCAAUGAACAGCUCUAAGCUUUUUCUAAUAUUAUUGCUGAGGCUUCUGGGAAGAUUAUAGAGAAAAUGGAAUGGAAAUUUGGGGAAGACUUGUCAGCAUUCAGGCCAUGUGUCGAUCUUUUUAGUUAUUACUGAAGUACAAAGGAAUGGUUCCUCAUUUCUUUGCCUGUAAGCUGGGUGCCAGUGAGCCAGUUCACGAAAGACCAUUGGCUUUCGGCUUUUUCUCCUUUCAGAUUCUCAGUGGAUCUGCCUCAUUUGUUCAUAUGGUUCUAGUACAGCAGCUAGUAAAGUCGCUGUGAAUAUUUAGUGCCAUGCAAAAUGGCACUUUGUCAAUGUGAAAUAACCUCAAAUAUGCUCGUUUUGCAUGCAGAUACACUAGUAUUGUUACUUUGGGCCACUUUUAAAAUUCAAAAUAAAUAACAGAAGCACUUGGA
Heterocephalus glaber (naked mole-rat) is the source of this 8457-nucleotide messenger RNA. RefSeq names its product general transcription factor IIIC subunit 4 (gene Gtf3c4). Gene Ontology annotation, molecular function: protein binding; histone acetyltransferase activity. Gene Ontology annotation, biological process: transcription initiation at RNA polymerase III promoter. NCBI's taxonomy places the organism in Eukaryota, Metazoa, Chordata, Mammalia, Rodentia, Bathyergidae. The record is from RefSeq and is a predicted model, not a curated record. Gene Ontology annotation, cellular component: transcription factor TFIIIC complex.